Molecule: messenger RNA, 435 nt
Organism: Drosophila persimilis
Lineage: Eukaryota; Metazoa; Arthropoda; Insecta; Diptera; Drosophilidae
Gene: Taf12L
Exons: 2
Coding region: 16-399 (127 amino acids)
Biological process (GO): DNA-templated transcription initiation
Cellular component (GO): transcription factor TFIID complex
Molecular function (GO): protein heterodimerization activity
Source: RefSeq, a predicted model, not a curated record
UUAAUUCAUUGAAACAUGGACGACAUUUACUCCUCUGACGAGAGCGUCGACUCUUAUGAGCCAGAGGAUGUGAUCGUCGAACUGUCCAGCGAUGACACCGGCGAUGACCUCAGUGCCCGUGACGAAUCAUGCGAAAUCGGCAGCGAUAUUGUCAGCAAGGAGAAUCUUCUUAAAUUUGUCAAAGCCAUCGACCCAAUGUCCUCAAUGGAUGAUCACGCUUUGGAUCUGUUUGCCAAAAUGGCUGAUAACUUUGUGGAGGAUGUCUGCGAAAAGAUGGUCAAGGCGUGCCUCAACCCUUAUCAGCAGAUAAGCAAAGAUGUCUUGGAGCGCACCCUCGACCGGGAAUACAACAUAAAGGUUCCCAAAAAAUCUUCUCAACAGUCCAAAUCUAAACAUUAAAAUUGUAAAAAUCAUAAAAUAAAAGCUAAUUUUUAU